UUCGCGACCGUCCCCGUCCUCGGAAACGUGGACGCCUUCUGGGAGGAAGCGAUCGCCUCGAUGGAACCUGGGGAGCGCUGGAUGGCGACGCUCCGGACGGCGGUCGUUGGCGGGGCCCUCGACAAGGCGGCGGCGCGGCACCUGGAGAGGGGCGGGCUGCCGCUGCUCUACUCGAUCACGAUGAAAACCGGGGGCCGGCCCCUGGCGGAGGCCCUGGAUGCCUGCCUGGAGGCGUCGGCGUCGUCCGGGGGCGGGCCCGUGGUCUUUCACUGCCAGAAGGGAAAGGACCGGACGGGGAUCCUUUCCAUGCUGCUCCAGGAGUGCCUCGGCGGAAGCACCGACAGGGACAUGGUGGAGUCGUAUGCUCUCUCGGGGAGCAACAUCGGCGAGCUUCCGAACCAGACCAGGGCCGGCGACGGCGGAGAUUCGUCGUCGUCGUCGUCGUCGACGAUCGACUGGAGCUACUUUCGGGGCAGCCCGGCGUCCGCCAUGGAAGACACGCUGGCCUGGACGCGCCGGAACUACGGUUCCGUCGAGGGGUACCUGGACAGCAUUUGCUUUGGCGAGGAAAAGCGCGCCCAGUUGCGAAAGCACUGCCUCAGGUAACGCCGUAUCCCAGACAGCCUUGUCGCGGCAGCGUGCUAGUGGGCACGAGAUUCUUGGUUCCGGAGAUGGGUGUUCACACAACACGACACAGAACAGAACAGUACGGAACCUCAAAGCCGAAAAACCUUGGCACGCCUUUUGGGUACUCGUAUCAUAUCGUUUCACUGUUGGUGACGAACCAGGCAUCCGAUUGCAAGCCGCCAUGGGGUGAUCGGAGCCRAAACGAGUGCAAGAAUCCGAGCCAUGAGUUGAAGCAGAAGGCACGAAGUGCAAAGCCACAUUGUCCCACACUGCAAGAUGCAUUGGUAUGCGUUGGCCCUAGCUUGCAAACUUKGGUUUCCGGAACGAAACACAGCCGCAAAUGUGGUUUUUGAUUGGAAUAAACUUUUCGACGACUAAACAUGAUUUGCUUUCUAGCAGAACACCGGCACAAAAACAUAUCAUUCGUACUCCGCUACAAUACAUAAUCACAAUCGAU
This is a messenger RNA of Pseudo-nitzschia multistriata, 1084 nucleotides long. Lineage: Eukaryota; Bacillariophyta; Bacillariophyceae; Bacillariales; Bacillariaceae. The record is from the annotation of a GenBank genome assembly.